GAAGUGACGGUCGAGCUGUUGUUGAUGCGGAAGAGACAAACUUUAGGAUGUUUCUGUGAUUGAAGUCGUUUCUAAGAUUAAAAGAAAAAGACGCAGGGAGACAGUGAAAAACUGAGGAAAAGGGUUUUUGGUAUUUUAUCUGAAGCUACAGACUAAAGUUUGACCGACAUAUAGAAACCUGAUGGCUGGUGGUACUUUACAGAAAGCCAUCGAUCUCGCCACCAAAGCUGCAGAGGAGGACAAAGCCAAAAACUACGAGGAGGCCCUCAGAUUGUAUCAGAAUGCAGUUCAAUACUUCCUCCAUGUUAUCAAGUAUGAGACCAAGGGUGAGCGAGCUGCACAGAGCAUCAGGGCCAAGUGUCAAGACUACCUGGAGAGAGCCGAGCAGCUGAAGGAGUACCUGAGUAAGAAGGAGAAGAAUCCUCCGGCCAAACCCGUCAAAGAGUCUCAGUCUGACAAUAAAGGGGAUGAUGAUGGGGAAGACACAGAGAAAAAGAAGUUCCAAAACCAACUCUCAGGUGCCAUUGUCAUGGAAAAACCAAACAUUAAGUGGGACGAUGUUGCUGGACUUGAGGGAGCCAAAGAAGCGCUCAAAGAAGCUGUGAUCCUGCCCAUCAAAUUCCCUCACCUGUUCACAGGAAAGCGGACUCCUUGGCGGGGGAUCCUUCUGUUCGGCCCUCCAGGAACAGGCAAAUCCUACCUGGCCAAGGCGGUAGCCACAGAAGCCAACAACUCCACCUUCUUCUCCAUCUCCUCCUCCGACCUCGUGUCCAAGUGGUUGGGGGAAAGUGAAAAGCUGGUGAAGAACCUGUUCAAUUUAGCCCGCGAACACAAGCCGUCCAUCAUUUUCAUCGAUGAGAUCGACUCCCUCUGCGGCUCCAGGAGCGAGAACGAGAGUGAGGCAGCGCGCAGGAUCAAGACGGAGUUCCUCGUCCAGAUGCAGGGUGUUGGAGUUGAUAAUGAAGGGAUCCUGGUCCUGGGAGCCACAAAUAUACCAUGGACACUGGAUUCAGCAAUCAGGAGAAGGUUUGAAAAGCGGAUCUACAUUCCUCUGCCAGAGGAGCACGCCCGCUCCUUCAUGUUCAAACUGCAUCUGGGCUCCACCCCCAACGACCUGACGGAGGCUGACUUCAUCACUCUGGGCAAGAAGACGCAGGGCUACUCCGGAGCGGACAUCAGUGUUAUCGUCAGGGACGCCCUCAUGCAGCCGGUCAGGAAGGUUCAGUCAGCGACUCACUUCAAAAAGGUUCGUGGCUCAUCAUGGAAAAAUCCCGACGUCGUGGUGGAUGACCUGCUGACUCCGUGUUCGCCAGGUGAUCCCAACGCCAUAGCGAUGACAUGGAUGGACGUUCCCGGAGAGAAACUCCUGGAGCCCCUCGUGUGCAUGGCCGACAUGCUGAGGUCACUGACAAGCACCAAGCCGACUGUGAACGAGGACGACUUGGAUAAGCUGAAGAAGUUUACUGAGGACUUCGGUCAAGAAGGCUAAUAAACAGACGCACUCUACUCAUGAACAGGACUGCAACUAACACUUACUUUCUCAGUCAGUUCUGGUUGGUUGUUUGAUCAAUCUUUUGGUCCAAAGGUGCCAAAAAAAAUAGUCCAUCAUAGAGAGCUCAAAGUUCAUAUUCAUCCGAUUAGCUGGCAAAAAUAAGUAAAUGUCACUCAAAGCAACAGCAACAGAAAGCAAGCAAUAGACUUAAAUGCCAUAACAGCUAAUGUUUCUUGUUCUACCUGGAGACUAAAAUGAUUAAUCAAUGAUCAAAAUCUUAACUGAUGCCUUUGUUUUGUCAGUUGACUAAUUAACUCAUCAACUGUUUCAGCACUAUUUAUCUGUGAGUGUUUACAUGUGCACAUUUAUAAGGUUUAAUAUUUCUUUUACUUAAUGAUUAUGUUUUAUUUUUAAACAUCUCAAACAAAGGUGACACUAAUCUUUAUCUUCUUGAAGUCAAAUGUAGCACCAUCCAUGUUCUAGAAGCACUGGUUGGUGAUGCUGUAGUGGGUACGCGCACAUUCUCAACACAACAUACCUCUUAGUAUAGUCUAAGGGUGGUUAUAAUGCACUAAACAGAAUCAGGGAUUUUAUGAAUGGGAAUUUAUACCAGAAAACACAGUUGUUGUGUGUAUGUAGAUGACCUUUUACAGGUUUAUGUAAAGGAUAGAUCCACUGAAAAAUCAAAAUUCAGUCAUCAUCUACUCAGAAAACGGCUCCAUACAGCUCAUCUGACGUCAUCCCUAGUCUCCAGAAGCCCCGAGAUCCCAAACUGAUUUGAAAAGAAAUUAUUUGUACCGUCGGCCCGGGUCAAGCUCGUUCGCUAACGCUUAUAGCUUAGCAGCUACAGCGUUAAGUUACAAGAUUUCGGCUUUAAAACAUAACAUCUUUUCAAAUCAAUUUGGGAUCUCGAGGCUUCGGGAGACUUGGAUUCCACCACACGAGCAGUAUGGAGCCAUUUUACGAUUGUCUUUUAAUAUUUAAAACAAGUCCCCAUCUACUUCAGUUGUUUAGAAGAAUGCUGCAAAGCUGUUUUGCUGUGAAGCUCCAGAAAUGUUUGUGGACGAUGAAACUUCACCUGACUUUACAUCGACAUGAGGUUGAGUAGAUGAUGACUGAAUUUUUUUAUUUGGGUGAAAUUAACACUUAUUUUCACAACAUAAAAUGUUGUCAUUACCAACUUUAAAGGGGCCAUGUGGGUUUGUAUUGAGUCACUUAAUUAUGGUUAAAAGUUUAAUGACUUUAAAAGCAUUAUUCUGAAUUCUGAUCAUCUUUGGCCAGAGAGUUUUAUUUUAUACACUUCUACUGUUUCAACUUUCAGACUAGUCAGUUACUGUAUGGUUUGAAUAACUUGUAGAUCUUGUCAAUCUGUGUUGUCGCUGGGUGUGAAAUAUGUCUUUAUUUAAGAGUUUCUUGUGGGGUUUACAGAUGUGACUUACUGGUUACAUGACUUAAACUUAUUAAGGUGGUCAUUUGCUCUUUUGCUGUUUCCUACGUGACGUGUUCUGUGAACCAAAGUCUCAGGGUUAAAUAAACAACAUAAAACCAAA
This is a messenger RNA of Acanthopagrus latus (yellowfin seabream), 3042 nucleotides long. RefSeq names its product vacuolar protein sorting-associated protein 4B-like. Gene Ontology annotation, molecular function: ATP hydrolysis activity; ATP binding. Bases 182 to 1489 code for a protein of 435 amino acids. The transcript is spliced from 11 exons. Gene Ontology annotation, biological process: vacuole organization; endosomal transport. NCBI's taxonomy places the organism in Eukaryota, Metazoa, Chordata, Actinopteri, Spariformes, Sparidae. The record is from RefSeq and is a predicted model, not a curated record.